Molecule: messenger RNA, 2019 nt
Organism: Pyrenophora tritici-repentis Pt-1C-BFP
Lineage: Eukaryota; Fungi; Ascomycota; Dothideomycetes; Pleosporales; Pleosporaceae
Source: RefSeq, a predicted model, not a curated record
AUGACGUCGUCUGAGAAACAACGACCACCACCUCUCCCACCCCGGGAGUCUUCGAGUGAGCCGCCGCCAUAUUCUCCAAUGGCCAUGCAGUCGCAAGAUCCGCGAUCCUCUUCUACGCAGUCGCUCGUCCCAGACCCUACACUAGAAGAAUCUGGGCGACGUCGUUUACUCCUCGUCUAUAUCCAUGGCUUCAUGGGAAACGAAACAAGUUUCAGAAGCUUCCCGGCGCACGUCCAUAAUCUCGUGACGAUUACGCUUGCCGAAACUCACGUAGUACAUACCAAAAUCUAUCCCAGGUACAAGUCGAGGGACUCGCUCGAGAUUGCAAGGGAUAAUUUCUCGCGAUGGCUAGCCCCACAUGAAGACCAAUGGACCGACAUCAUCUUGCUUGGCCACUCCAUGGGCGGACUGCUUGCUGGAGAUAUUGCGCUCGUCUUUCGCCAUCGUAUUAUUGGUGUCGUCAACUUCGAUGUCCCGUUUCUGGGUAUGCAUCCUGGCAUCAUCAAGGCUGGACUGGGGAGCAUCUUCAGCUCCCCGCCGCCGCCACCACACGAUGCCAUCAUUGAGGAUGCAGGGCAAAGACCUAGCAGAAUGAGUACCAUCUUCAAUCCCAAGCCAGCAGAUCCUAAUUACAAUCCGGCUUUCCCCAACGACGUUCGUCUACCGAACCGCAAAGGAUGGGAGAACAGCGUGCAUUGGCUUACUAAACAUUACAAAGACGGUCUAAAGGAAGCUACAAAGGGUCUUGUCAAGUCGCAUCUAGAGUUUGGUGGUGCCAUGGCCGAUUACAAAGAACUCAAGGAUCGGUAUGUAAAGGUGCGAGCGCUAGAGGAAGAUGAUGAAAGCGGCGAUGCCAGCGUUGGAGAGGGAUAUUUCCUCGAACAUGCAAGGAGCGAUUCGACGGUCUCACCAGAGCCAGAGCUGACUCACAUAAAUCCCGACCCCAUAGCCGAUACACCACGUGCAUCUAUCGAGGCCGAGCAGGAUCACGGUAUGCCAAGCAGUCCAGAAAUCCCCUCUGCACCCUGUGAGGAUGGCCCUACUAAUCUUCCCGAAAUUCCACCCAUCCCCCAGGAACCACCAUUUGUAGAUCUGAUGCAGUUUCCGGACAAGGCCUCGCGGAAAGCUGCUGAGAAGGAACACGACCAAGCCCUAAAGGAGUACCAAAAGGCCGUCAAGAUGCGCAACAAGACCAUCAACGAGCGGACAAAAAUGCAAGAGAGGUGGGAAAAGGACAAGGCAAAGGAGAGGAAAGAGCGGGAGAAGGGAGAAAAGAAGAGACUGGAGCAGGUUGAAAAAGAUAAAAAGCAAAGAGAAAAUGAAGAGAAGAAGCGACAGGAGCAGGUCGAAAAGGAACGAAAGGAGAAAGAGACCCAGGAAAAAGAAAAGCACAUGUCCGCGGAGGAGAAGCAAAGGCAGAGGGAGAGGGAACAGCGACAGACAGAAGCAGAGCAACGGGAGGCGGAAGCACGACAGAGACAGCGAGAGGCAGACUUGCGAGACGGCAAAAUACCUGCAGAAGACAAGCCUGAGCCACCUUCUGUGAUUGUCGAGCUUGAAGAGGAUGUGGGUGCCAUGGAACUGGGAGACUCUGAGCCGACCCACGACUCUCGAAGCCCCUACGCCAACUACGAAUUCUCUCGCAGUGGAAUCAUGAACCAGCCCCCGCCAAAUGAACGCGCUGAAUCUUCCUAUACACUCUCCACAACGGACAGCCGGUAUAGUCAGCUUAAAGCUGAUACCAACGAGGGCGAGGUAAAGCCGAAGAAGCUGAGGAAGUUUUGCAUGUUGCCGCCAAAAGACGCCGACGGAAACAAAGACCCCACAUGGAUCAGAGUGUUUAUGGAGAACAUGGACGAGGUCACGGCACAUACGUCGUUGUUCUUUGUCAAUGAAACAUACGAGCGGCUUGUCGGGGACGUCGGAGCCCGGAUUGAAGAGUGGGUCAAGGAGGCAGACAGUGUACGUGUGGUACAGGAAAUGCAAGCGAUGCAGGAUGUACAGGAUUACAAGUCGUAG